AUGUUAAAAUCGAAACAAGAUGUUGAUAGACAUGUGAGAAAUAUAUUAGGCAGAAUUAAAGAUGAAAAAGAGAAAACAUCAAGAGGAUAUCAGAUUGCAAGGCUGUACUAUGAGAUAAAAGAUUUUGAAUCUGCCAAAAGAUAUCUGACUAAUUUCUUGAGUAUGAGAGAAAAUGUACCACAGGCACACAAGUUAUUGGGACAAAUUAACGAAUCACUGAAUCAGAAUGAGUUGGCUAUUCAGUCAUUUAGAAGAUCACUGGAAUUAGACAGCAAUCAGCAAGAUUUAGUCAAUAAAGUUGGCGGUAUGUAUUCUAAUCCUAGACUUGAAAGGACUGAGAGACUGGUAGAUAGAAGUGUAGAUGAUCACAUGAAAACCAUAAAACAAUUGGUAGUGAGCAAACGAGCAGUGGAAGCAUUCCAUCUAAUUAAAGAAAUAGAAGGUGAUCAACUAUAUAAAAAUAGUUUAGAAUGGUAUGAAUAUCUGGUGGAGAAUUUCACUGUGAUAAAGAACAGUAUUGAUGAAGAUGAAAUGAUUAUAUAUAUUUAUCAUUUAUUAUCUGUUCUACGAUUAGCAUAUCUACAGUUGUCUAGUAAAUAUCUGGAAAAAUGUAACAACACUAUUCUCUUAAUGGAUGAAUUGCUGUGGAAGGCUGAGAAGAUUUGUGAUAAGAAAAAGGAAUGGAAAUAUUUAAGAGAUGAGAUUCAGGCACAAUUAUUCUAUCUGGCUGGAACACUACUUCUUAAAAAAGCAGAAAAGAAAUUACUGCCCUAUAAAGAUGUGGUACCUAUAUCUAUGAUGUGUUAUUUAAUCAGCUGUAGUUAUCAAUGCUUACAAGAACACAUGGACUGGUAUAAUUUGAUAAGUAAAGAACACAAGUUAUUUGCUGAUCUCUUCAGCUACAGCAACUAUAGGUUAUGCCAAGCAGGACAUAUGCUACACAUAAUGGAUAAGAGUCCAUCAGUAAAACCUGUCCAACAUUACAUGCAGCAACUAUGUGCCACACCUUGGAAUAAAACUCUUCAUGAUCAGUUGUUUCCAUGGAUACGUAAUGGUGAAAGUAGGGGCUCUUUUAUAUUGAUGUCUACUGCUAUUUAUAACCGAUCUCUCACUGUACCCAAAGUUGAUGAAGUGGUUAAAUAUGAUAAAGAAGCAUCUCAUUUGGUACAACACAAAUUGUCUGAGAUAGUAUGGAUAUUGGUACAGAAAUAUUCCCCUGAAGAAAUAGACUUUGAUAUUGAAUUGAAUUUCUCUAAACUACAAUAUGGUGAAACUGAUUUAAAAUCCAAUGCUAUAGAAUCUCUAUCACAGUUAGAUAUUGAGGCUUUCCUGUAUGCUACUGUAAGAUGUUCAGCAAUGAAGAUAGCAGAAGAUAAGUCUGGACGACAUCCAUUUCUCCUACCAGCUGCAGCAGACACCAGUUUCUGUAGUCCAGAACAAACAGAAUGGUGGAAAUUCGCAUUCUGCUUCUACUCUAACAAUAAAUUGACUGAUUUUGGUAAGAUGAGAAGAACAUUACAACAUGGAUUGGAAGUUAUUAGACUAAUUGGCUCGAAUCAUGGUUUAUCAGUGGACAUGUUAUUAUAUCUUGCUAAAUGUUUUGAAGCCAAGAUGAAUAAAGAUGUAGAAUACACAGCUAGUCAGUUGACAUUAAUUAAAGAUAGAGCUUAUCAUUACUGGUAUAAUGUACUUACUUUACUAGAACAAAUUGAGAGUAAUGGAGGUAAUGUUCCAGUAGUGUCAUCUAAACAUCUCUUCCCUGAAGUUGAUACUCAUAAAAUAUUAGAUCCUAAUACCAUGCUGACAUUGAAAGAAGAAAUUAAACUGGCUAUUGGUAAACGUCUACAAGAAGAUGGUGUUUAUGACAUGGCGCUAGAUUAUUAUAGGUCUAUAGCAUUACCCUGGGCUUCUUUUUAUUCUUCUGAGGUCUACAGAUUGAUGGGUGAAAGGGAAGCAGAACUCAGUGAUCAAAGGAAGAUUUAUCUGGAAAAAUCUUUAAGCUGUCUACAUUUAACAUUAGACAGAUUACAAGGCGAUAAACAUCAUGAACUCAAUCAGUUAAUUUAUCCUUAUAUAAAAGACAUUGAGAAAUUGAUCAGACAGUCAGAAAAUGAAUGGGAAGAAGAUGCUAGUAAUAAUAGUAGAUAUCAUACACCACAAGGUAAAGUGGAUGUAGAUCAUUACCAACAAAAUACAUCAACACCUAGUAGUAAAUCUUCUUCUUCAGCUAGACGGCUAAAUUUAACACCACAGGUGGCUGAGAAGAAACACCUUCAACCUAGUCCAGAAAGAUUAGAUUCUCAGAUACGUCAACUAUCUCACUACCAGGAAUCCAUAUUGAAAGUUGUUCUACGCAGAAAUGAGGAGUUGGCCAAGAGUAAUGUUGAUCUAGCAGCUAGUCUGAAAGAAUGUAUGGAGACUAUCAAAGAAUUGAAGUUUGAAAUGUACCAUCGUUCUGCACUGUUUGGUGGAGGAAUGAAUGCAUCCAGAUCCUACAUAGGUGUGCAGUCUCCAUACAAAGCUGAUAUGUUACCCCACGACAUGAUGAGUCCCGCUUCUGCACCUUUCAUGGACUCUCCCAAACCACCAGCACAUCUCUUACCAUCACAGAUGCCAAAAGGUGAUCGAAUGUCUCAAAUGUAUCAAUACAGUAAUGUGAUGGAUCCCAAUUCAUGUCAAAUGAACAUGCCCAAUCGAAGAAUGCAGCAACAGUAUGGUAGUAUGCCAGACAUGGAAUCCAAUUAUCCAGGAAAUCAGUACUUUUCUCCUGUAAGUCACGACAAUUCAACAUUCUCUCAACUUCCUGGACCUGGAUAUUUCUCUCCUAUAAAGUGUGCUUCUAAAGUUCCUCAGCCAGAGCCUGUACAAGCACCAGUGGUUCCACACCAGUCUCAAAAUUUACCAGAUACAUCCAGUCCUUUCCAGGUCCUGUUCUGUGGAAGGAUCUCUUAUGGAAACAAUUCCAAUGUUAUUCUGAAGAUAAUCUCUAUUGGAAACCUCACUCAAGUAAUCCUGGAACCAACUCUUGGUGUGGGAGAGAUUGAAAGCUAUGAUGUAAGAAAUUUAACCAUGCACACAUCAUUGAGUCCAUUGAUGGUCAUUUGCAAACAUAAAUCUACUGGAUUUGAGAAGAUUUUACAUUUGACAUUCGAAACUAUGGAUAGGUCUCAUGUUUUCACUCAAAUAUUGUCUCAAUUUUUGCCACCAGUGCAACAUGCUGAAUUUCCAUCUACUGUCCAAGCAUCUCCCAAGAAUUCAAGCCUUCCCAGUUUUAGUGGCUUUUCGAAUCCUGUUGACAAACCAGAGCCAGUACAACAAACUCCCAACUCUCCACAAGUUCCAGAAAGUCCAAAGGCCACAGAACAUAAUACAUCAGCUGAGGAAUAUGAGCCCAAUGUAACUUUUGAGCCAGUGAUUGCGCUACCAGAAUUAGUACCAGUGAGAACUGGAGAAGAAGGAGAAGCUGUGAUCUACAGUGAUCGUGGUAAACUCUUCAGAUAUGACUUAGCUGCUAAAUCUUGGAAGGAGAGAGAUUCUUAUAGGUUCCUAAUGCGCAGAGACCAAGUUCUGAAAAUAUGUGCUAAUCACGUUUUGACCAAGGAUAUGAAUUUGACAACUCUAUCAAACUCUGAUAAGGCUUGGUGUUGGUCUGCUGAUGAUUUUGCUGAUGAAGAAGUUAAACAUGAAAAAUUUGCACUCAAAUUUAAAACACCAGAAGCUGCACAAAAUUUUAAAGCAGAGUUUGAAAAGUGUCAAUCUCUACUGCCAGAAACAAAAACUGGUAACUCACCUGUUGUAAAGGAAACAAAACCAACUCCUGGAAUACCAGUAAAAGACUCCAGUGAAUCAACUAAUUCAGCUUCUAGCUCAUCUCAAGCAGCUGUCUUUGGUAAACCUGCUUUUGGAGGCUCUGCUACUUUUGGCUCCAAACCACCUGCCUUUGGAUCCACUGGUACUAGUGCUUUUGGAUCAAGUUUAGUGAAACCACCAACUUUUGGAACAGCAGCACAUGAUUCAAAUAAAAAAGAAAGUCCAUUUUCAGGAUUUUCACUAACCCCUAAAACACCACCAAAGAAAGAUACCUGUGAACCAGCUAAGACUGCAAGCCCAUUUGCAGGAUUCAGUUUCAACAAUAAAGAACCAACUUCAGAUGCAUCUAAAAAAUCACCACUUAAACCACCAGUUCUUGAAACUAACAAAUCAAAACCUACUGAAAAUAAACAACCAUCUUUAUCUCAAUUGUUUAAACCUGAUCCUGGUAGCUGGGAAUGUUCUGGCUGUUUAGUUUCCAAUAAGAGCAACGUCAGGAAAUGUCUGGCUUGUAAUACACUCAAACCUGGAGAGAAGCCUGAACCUGCAGUUAUGUCUACAGAGGGCGGAGCCUCAACGAAAUUUUCAUUCGGUGCCAGUGGAGGAUUUUCAUUUACUUCAACAGAAAAGAAGAAUGAUACUAAUACACAAAAGUCUGGGGGAUUCGUUUUUGGGUCAAGUAGUGCCUUCACAACUCCCUCACAACCAGCUGCAUCAGGUAUUCCUGUAUUUGGGACUCAAAAACAACCAGAAAAUACUGCAGUUUCCAAAGAAGCAAAGCAGCCAACAUCAGUCAAGUCUUUAUUGGAAUCUGAGAGUUGUGAAGCAUCAAAAGAAUUUGAGGCAGAGUAUGGAAAUGAUAAGAAUGUUGAUAAAACUGUACCACUUUCAGAACUCUUUAAGAAUAAGAAUGACACAUGGCAAUGUACUGGUUGUCUUUGUAGUGUGAAGACCUCUUUAAAACAAUGUCCAGCUUGUAUGACCAUGAAACCAGGAGAAUUGCCUGAUUCUGUCCCAACCUCAACUGCUGAAUCUGUAAAAUUUAGCUUUGCUUCAGGUGGCGGAUUUUCAUUUUCAUCCAAACCUGAAACAAGUGCGCCAAAGGAAAGUGGAAGUGGAUUUACCUUUGGCAGUCAGUCAGUUGCAGCUCCUAAAGAAACAGGAUUUUCAUUUGGAUCCAAACCUGCAUCAAAUGUGACUUCCACAGUGCCUGAAAAAGAUGCCUCUGGUGCGUUCUCAUUUGGAACAAAACCACCAGAUUCAAGCACACCAAAGAGUACUGGAUUUUCUUUUGGAACCAAACCAGCUGCUGACUCUACGACAGAUAACACUGGGUUUGCUUUUGGAACUCCAUCUGCCCCUGGGACAAAUAAACCUGGAGCAUUUAGCUUCAAUCCAGUGCCACCUACAACAUCAAAGACACCAGUACCAACAGAUGGAUCCAAAGGGUUCACGUUUACACCCCAGUCAACUCCAAAAGCAACUAGUCAGGGUACCUCAAACCCCUUUACUGCAGGUUCAACUCCUGGAUUUACCUUUAGUAUGACACCUACUAAACCAGCUUCAGGACAGACAUCAACAACCAAAUCCCCAGUCAAUAAACCUAAUACUUCCAACAAUGAUGAUUACUAUGUCAAUAGUGAAGAAGAUGAUUCCCAUAUAGUUUUUGAGCCUAUCAUUCCAUUACCUGACAAAGUUGAAGUCAAGACUAUGGAAGAAGAUGAAGAUGUUCUUUUUAAUUAUCGAUCCAAGCUCUUCAGAUUUGUUAAUGGCGAGUGGAAAGAGAAAGGUCUCGGAAAUAUCAAAAUUCUGGAACAUAGAGAAACCAAGAAAAGACGUAUCGUGAUGAGAAGAGAUCAAGUCCAUAAAGUGUGUUGUAAUCAUUUACUAACUUCAGACAUGGUCAUCAAAGAUAUGCCUAAAUCAGACGGCAAGGCUUUGGUGUGGUUUGCUCACGAUUUCUCAGAUGAAGAAGAAAAGGUUGAACAAUUGUCUGCUAAAUUUAAAACAGCUGAAAUUGCUUCCCAAUUCCAAGAAUUAUUUGAAGAAUCUGUCAAGAAAGCUAAAGAAGGUGGGAACCAAGAUACAUCUCAACAUACUUCUACUUUGGAGGAAAGUGCUGAUGAUAAAGAUGAUGAUGACGUUAUAUAUGAAGAUAUUGAAUAUGCAACUCCAGAAGAAGUACAGUUGGCCAGAAAAUACCAACUACCUGACCAUUUCUAUCUUUAUACCAGAAAACCUCCUUGUCCUGGUUGCCGUGGUUGCGAGGAUGAAGCUUCUGUUCAGAAACAAGAUCCUACCAAGAAAGUAUCAAAGAUCCCAGUUUCUUCAAAAACCUCUGAACCCAAAUCAUCACCACAACCACAAGCAGCAGAUAAACCUGCGCCAUCAUUGUUUGGGUUUGGAUCUGCCACUGCUGCACCAAGUGCACCUAGUUUUGGUUCACUGGCAUCUAACCAAACGUCAGUAGUUAGUCCAUUUAGUAAAGAUUUAGCUAAUAAAGAUCUAAGUUCUGUAACAUUUCAAGGUGGUGAUACAACAUUUUCUACUUUAGCUGCAUCUGCUGGAGAUAAUACCUUUAAUCAAAUGAAAAGUAGCAAAUCGUUUAAAUGGAGUGGAGCUGGUUCUAAGCUAUUUGGUGGUGGUGGUGGUGGUGGUAAUGAUAGUACAGACCAGGCUGAGGAAUCCACGGAUGAAGUCAAGAAUGAAGACAUACAUUUUGAGCCUGUUAUUCCUCUACCAGAUUUAGUGGAAGUGGUCACUGGAGAAGAAGAUUGGGAGUCAAUAUUCACUCAAAGAUCUAAGUUGUUCCGUUUUGAUAAAGAUACAUCACAAUGGAAAGAAAGAGGCACUGGUGAAAUCAAAAUAAUGAAGUUUCAAGAUAAAGAGCAAUACAGAGUGUUAUUUAGAAGAGAACAAGUGUUAAAAGUGGUCUGUAAUCAUAUGAUUGGACCUCAUAUUGAAAUGACACCAAUGAAUUCAUCAGAAAAAGCCUGGUGUUGGGUAGCUGAAGAUUUUAGUGAUGAAGAAGGCAAGAUUGAAAAGUUUGCUGUUAGAUUUAAGACAAUGGAAAUAUCCCAGAAAUUUAAAGAAGUAUUUGAUAAGGUUAUAUUAGCUCUUCAAAUGAAAGAUCAAUCAUUAGAAGAUAAGAAUGAGAAUAAUGUCACUGAAGAAGAUAAUGAUGAUGUAUUAUUUGAUAAAAGAGCAACUCUUUUUACUCUAGAUGGAGAGCAGUGGACGAAAUUUGGUUUAGGAAAUCUAAAAGUUCUUAAAGAUGAGGAUGUCAGUGGAAAUAGUGUAGAGUUUGUGGAUGAUGAAGGACAAGUUGGAUGCCAACAUAUCAUCUGUGAAGAAUACACUAUAGAAUUAGAAAGAAGUAAGAAAUACUGUAUCUGGUUGGCUGUAGACUUUUCAAGAAAACAAAAGAAAGAAAUGAAAUUUAAAGCCCUGUUCAGUUCACCUAGUUCUGCUGAGGAAUUUUUCAAUAAAUUUACAGAUAGUUUAAAGUUAGCCAGUGAUUCGAGAUUAACCCAGUUAGAUGUUAAUGAUGAUGAAGAAGAUUAUAAUUAGAGUUCAAAACUAAUGGUUUUCAUCAUAAAAAUUAGACUUCAGUCUUUCGUUUGUUUUUAAAAGUAUAUAUCAUAUAAUUGUGAAUAUAAUGCGCACCUCUUUAAAUGUCUUUUGCAUUAUUGUUCUUGGUUACUGUUAAAAAAACAAUCACUUUCAGUUAGCCAUUCUACACUAUGUUAAUGUUUAUUUUGGAUUUGGUGACUGUACUUCAAAGGCCACUGAUGUUUGAAUUUUAGGAAUGGUGGUGCACUCAAGUAACCAAAAUCUGCUUUCUUGAUGUAAGGUUGUCAUUGUUGGUCAAGCUUUAUGGCUUUGUUACAAUAACAAUCGAGUUUCAAAACAACUGAUUAUUUACAACGUUCUGUGUCUGAAAAUGUGCCUGAAUCAAACAUUAUAAAACAAUUUAUUAAUGAUCUGUAACACUUUGUUAUAAACUUACCUAACAUGUAUGGCUUAGGUUAUAAAGAUAGAACGAAACCUC
Messenger RNA from Lottia gigantea (owl limpet), 7861 nucleotides. RefSeq lists its product as hypothetical. The coding region runs from base 1 to 7380 and encodes 2459 amino acids. The transcript has 33 exons. Lineage: Eukaryota; Metazoa; Mollusca; Gastropoda; Lottiidae. Gene Ontology annotation, cellular component: nuclear pore; cytoplasm. The record is from RefSeq and is a predicted model, not a curated record. Gene Ontology annotation, molecular function: protein binding; GTPase activator activity. Gene Ontology annotation, biological process: nucleocytoplasmic transport.